This is a messenger RNA of Penicillium manginii, 774 nucleotides long. RefSeq lists its product as uncharacterized. The record is from RefSeq and is a predicted model, not a curated record. The coding region runs from base 1 to 774 and encodes 257 amino acids. Lineage: Eukaryota; Fungi; Ascomycota; Eurotiomycetes; Eurotiales; Aspergillaceae. The transcript is spliced from 2 exons.
AUGAGGUCAACUCUGACCUUUAAUGUACUUUCCCAUUUCUUUGUCUUAUCAACUCUAUUCACCUCCUCCCUCUCCUUUGACGCCGCAUCCUGGUCAAGCUCUAGUGCCAACAGGCCCGACUCCACGCGGACUUCCAACGCGGGUCCUCUCACGACAGUCUUCACCCCUCCUACUUCAUGCUUUACCACACACACCAGCGCAUACUAUGGCCUACCGUAUCUGAUACAGGGCGUUGAUGGCCCGAAUGGCGACGACUGUGCGCCGGAGGGCUGGAAAGCCGAUCGCUAUUAUAGUCCCGGACAAUGUCCGUCGGGUUAUAAGGCUUGUACUUUGCCUACGGUGACGCAGAGGGUUACUACUACUGAGAUUUGCUGUCCGAGUGGCUUCGAUUGUAUGUUCCAAGACUACUGCGCCAAAACAUUCAAUAGUCCUUCGACAAUCACGUACUCUGAUUCGACGAUUUCAAUUCAGACAACUAUCUGGGGCGCUACGGCUUCGGCUAUUCAGAUUCGUUUCCAGGCUAGUGAUUCUUCGGCUGUUCCUGUUCCGACGGAAUCUUUCAAAUUGCCUAUGCCUAAGAAGGUGCUCAGUACUAAAGAGAAGGCGGGUAUUGGGAUUGGUGUUGCGGUGGGUGCUGUUCUGCUGGGGCUUGGGGGAUUCUUUGGGUGGAGGUUUUGGAAAAAGAGGAGAUUGUCGAAGGCGUUAGAGAGAGGCUCGGAGGGAGUCUCGGUGCUGGAUGAGCCGCCUCCGGCUUAUUCUAGGAUGAACAAGUAG